UUCUUGUGGGAAGGGAUACUGAAGCUCCUUGAGACCUGCAUGGACAUGGGUUCAUCAUGGCCACAGAGAUGUCCUUCUAAAGCCAGCACCAUGCAGCUAUGAAGGAAGUGGUCCAGCCACGAAGGUCCUACUUCUGAGACAUCAGAAAUAUCCAGGUGGGGGUCCUUGCCGUGCCCCCUCCAUUGUUUUUUUUAAAAUUUUACUUUAUGCAGCUCCUAGAGAAUAAGCAUCGUCUCCCUAUGUGUGUCUUCUGUUUUCCCAAAGCUCUAGCCCGGGUUUUUAAGGCCUAUUUUACAGCCAGUUAUCACUUUGAUUUUGCUAACUGGCCAGUGGAAUUUCGAUGGGACGAAGCAGGAGGCGGCAGCCUUCCGGCGACUCACAGCGACCAUGGCAAAUCCCGUAGGCGCCCUCCCCUCAAGGCUGUACAAGGAGCUUGUCCCCCAGAACUGGCCUUUGAGGCAGGUCCUUGUGGACAUCGGAGUAGCCAAUGGAACCUGAUCAGCAAUCUGAAACAGUUGCCCAGUCGAGUUGCCAGCUACAUCAUGGCUCACUCCUUAGGCCGGUGGUUGUUGUACCCAGGAUCGGUCUUCCUUUUGAACCAAGCCCUGCUCCCGAUCUUGGCCAAGGGUCAGACUCGCCUCUUGCAAGAGUAUAAUGGGAGACGAGCGAAGCUGGUAGCCCGGGACGGGAAUAAGAUCGACACCAUGUUUGUGGACAGGAGAACCAGGUUCAACAUCCCCGGAACAGAACGGGGGAACCGCCUCGUGAUCUGCUGCGAAGGGAACGUCAGUUUUUAUCAGUGGGGCUGCCUGUUCACCCCCUUGAAGACAGGCUACUCGGUGUUGGGAUGGAACCACCCUGGCUUCGCCGGAAGCACCGGGCAACCGUACCCGAAGAACGAUGCCAACGCCGUGGACGUGGUGAUGAGGUACGCUAUGCUCCGCUUGGGUUUCCGGGUGGAGGACAUUGUGAUGUACGGGUGGUCCUUAGGGGGUUAUUCGGCCACCUGCGCUGCCAUGUCCUACCCAACGCUGGGCGCGUUGGUUCUGGAUGCCACCUUUGAUGACCUGCUUCCCUUGGCUCUCAACGUCAUGCCCAAGAGUUGGAAUAAGCUGGUGGUGCGGACGGUGAAGGAACACUUCAACCUCAACGUAGGGGAACUGCUGUGCAAGUACUGUGGCCCCGUCUUGCUCAUUCGCAGGACCAAGGAUGAGGUCAUCAGCACAUGCCCGGUGGGCCUGGAGGACCAGAUAGCCAACCUCCGAUGCAACAGGGCCAAUGAGCUCUUGAUCCAGUUGCUGCAGCACCGUUACCCGUGUGUCAUGUCCCAGGAAGGACUGGAAGCUGUCCACGACUGGCUCAGAGCCUUCAACACCAAGCAGGAAGCAGCCCUUUACCAACGCUACCAAGUGAACGACGAUUGGUGCACGAAGGAGCUUCAGAGCUACAAGUCCAUCCUAGGGCUGAAGGACCACUUCCCUUGGCAGGUCGGGAAAUACAGCCAGCGCCGGGAAAAGCAACAGUUGGCCGUGUUCUUAGCCAGGAAGCAUCUGAAGAACGUGGAGGCCACCCAUUGGUCUCUUCUGAAGCCCGACGACUUCCAAAUGCCGUGGCGAUUGUAGCAGGAAGAGGGGGGAGAUGGAUACAAAAGGGAGAAAAGAGGAAGAGACAGACAGACAGACAAAGAGAAGGUCUUGGAGAAUC
Pantherophis guttatus is the source of this 1704-nucleotide messenger RNA. Its product is annotated as ABHD16B-like. Lineage: Eukaryota; Metazoa; Chordata; Lepidosauria; Squamata; Colubridae. The record is from RefSeq and is a predicted model, not a curated record. Gene Ontology annotation, cellular component: endomembrane system. Gene Ontology annotation, biological process: phosphatidylserine catabolic process; monoacylglycerol catabolic process. Gene Ontology annotation, molecular function: glycerophospholipase activity; monoacylglycerol lipase activity.